GUAUUUUUGUUACUUCACGGUGCUCAAGAAACGAGGACGCGUUAUUCCCUUUCAUACUUCUAUGUUCCAUCAUCUCAACUCUGCACCACUCCCAAGCCACAGAGCACCACAAAGAUCUAUGGACCUUAUAUAUUGGUGCCAUUCCAAUUCCUGCUAACCUUCGCCUCUUUAUAUUUUAAAGAGAAACCCCCCCCCCCCCCCCCUCUCUCUCUCUCUCUCUCUCGCCAACUUCUUAUCUCCUUGGAAUCAGAAAUGGGUUCUGGUUGCAACUCGUUUCGUGGUCAUAAACUUCACCAUCUUACCAUGUUUCUCCUCUUGAUUGCAACAUGGACACAGUUCAGAUUUAUUACUCAAGGUGGAAGUAGAACUAUUCCGAUCAGACCAAUUGGCCAUUACAAUCAGGAAGGGAAGGCUUUAUUGAAUUCCCAGAUUGGUUCCAGGCCUCCACGGUGCCAGCGGAGAUGCAGUUCAUGCGGACACUGUGAGGCCAUUCAGGUGCCCACUGAACCUCAAGUAAUUACAGCUGGAAGCAAAAACUCCUCUGCAUGGAUGUCCAGAAAUGGGUAUGCCAGUAGAGAUGACAGCUCCGACUAUAAGCCUAUAAGCUGGAAAUGCAAAUGCGGGAACUCCAUCUUCAACCCAUGAUCAGUAUUUCCAUCUUUUACUAUUCGAAUUGUGUAUAUAAAGAGUGAUAAUUUCUAUUGUUUAGUUUCCGCAUCACUUCAGUCUUCCUGUUAGAUUUCACUGACUACUAGGGAUUUUUGGAGUCUAAUUUUUCUUCCUUA
This is a messenger RNA of Diospyros lotus (date-plum), 785 nucleotides long. RefSeq names its product EPIDERMAL PATTERNING FACTOR-like protein 2. The transcript has 3 exons. NCBI's taxonomy places the organism in Eukaryota, Viridiplantae, Streptophyta, Magnoliopsida, Ericales, Ebenaceae. The record is from RefSeq and is a predicted model, not a curated record. Gene Ontology annotation, biological process: guard cell differentiation; stomatal complex development. The coding region runs from base 253 to 645 and encodes 130 amino acids.